UGGAGCUAAUCUGGGAUCCCCUCUUCAACUCUUGCUACUACCGGAGGAUCCAGGUGUCUCUGCACAGCUUCUGUCACCCUGUGAGCUGCAGGUACUCGGAGAUCUGUGGGGAGGACACCCAGACAUCCCUGAAGCUGGGAAAUGGGACUGUUGACAUUCGAGGACGUGUCUAUAGAAUUCUCCAUGGAUGAGUGGGCCUGCCUGGAGCCUGCUCAGCAGACUUUGUAUCGAGAUGUCAUGUUCCAGAACUACAGAAACCUGGUCUUCCUGGGUCUUGCUGUCUCUAAGCCAGACCUCAUCACCUGUCUGGAGCAAAGCAAAGAACCCUGGAGGGUGAAGACACACCAGACAGUAGUCAAGCCCCCAGGUAUAUCUAACCAUCCUGACCAAGACCACUUGCAAGAUUUGGACACAAAUAUUUUAUUCCCAGAGAUAAUCCUGAAAAGAUAUCAAAGCUGUGCCCCUGACAAUUUAAACAUAACAAAAGACUGCACAAGUGUGUCUGAGUGUAAGCAGCAGAAAGUAUGUGACAGUGGACUUGACUACGGUUUAACAGCUACCCAUUCCAAAAUCUUCCAAUGUAGUAAAUGUUUGAAAGCCUUCACACAAUUGUCAAAUCUAAGUAGACAUAAGAUGAUACAUAGAAUAGGGAAAACGUUUCACUGUAUAAAGUAUGGGAAAGCCUCUAACCCAUGCUCACAUGUUACUAAAUGUAAGAUAAUUUAUAAAGGAGAAAAACAGUAUAAAUGUAGCAAAGUCUUCAAAUCUGACUCAAGCCUGUCUAAGCAUAAGAGACUUCAUACUGGAGAGAAACUCUACAAGUGUGAAAAUAAUGGCAAAUGUCCUGGCCACAGAUCAAAAUAUUGUAAACAUGAAGAUAUUGAUAGUGGAGGAAAACCCUACAAAUAUCAAGACUGUGACAGACUUACCAAGCAGUACUCACACCCUGCUGGACAUAAAAUAACUCAUUCCGGAGAGCAAUCUUGCAAAUGUCAAGAGUGUGGAAAAGGAUUUAACAGUUCUUUAACCCUUUCUGUACAUAAAAGAAUUCAUUCUGGAGAGAAGCCCUACAAAUGUCAAAAAUGUCAGAAAACCUUUAAGUGGUACUCACACCUUUCUGUACAUCAAAUAAUUCAUUUUGGAGAGAAACCCUACAAAUGUCAACAAUGUGGCAAAGCCUUUAAUCUUAGAUCAACCCUCACUAAACAUCAAAGAAUUCAUUCUGGAGAGAAACACUACAAAUGUCAACAAUGUGGCAAACUGUUUAACCGGUACUCACACCUUUCUAGACAUCAGAGAAUUCAUUCUGGAGCAAAGCCCUACAAAUGUCAACAAUGUGGCAAAGCUUUUAACCAGUACUCAAACCUUUCUAGACAUCAAAGAAUUCAUUCUAGGGAGAAACACCACAAAUGUCAACAAUGUGGCAAAGCCUUUCACUAUUACUCAGGCCUUUCUGUACAUAAAAGAAUUCAUUAUGGAGAGAAGCUCUACAAAUGUCAACAAUGUGAUAAAACCUUUAACCUUAGUUCAAGCCUAACUAAACAUAAAAGAAUUCAUUCUGCAGAGAAGCCCUACAAAUGUCAACAAUGUGGCAAAGCCUUUAAUGUUAGUUCAACCCUUACUAAACAUCAAAGAAUUCAUUCUGGAGAGAAACCCUACAAAUGUCAACAAUGUGGCAAAGCCUUUAACCAGUACUCAAACCUUUCUAGACAUCAAAGAAUUCAUUCUGGAGAGAAACCCUACAAAUGUCAACAAUGUGGCAAAGCCUUUAACCGAUACUCACACCUUUGUGAACACAGAAGAAUUCAUUCUGGAGAGAAACCCUAUAAAUGUCAACAAUGUGGCAAAGCCUUUACUGUUAGUUCAUCCCUUAGUAAUCAUCAAAGAAUUCAUUCUGGAGAGAAGCCCUACAAAUGUCAACAAUGUGGCAAAGCCUUUUGUCUUAGUUCCAGCCUCACUAAACAUCAAAGAAUUCAAUGUGGCAAAGCCUUUACUGUUAGUUCAUCCCUUACUAAUCAUCAAAGAAUUAAUUCUGGAGAGAAACCCUACAAAUGUCAAGAGUGUGGCAAAGCCUUUCACUGGUACUCAGGCCUUUCUGCACAUAAAAGAAUUCAUUCUGGAGAGAAACCCUACAAGUGUCAACAAUGUGGCAGACCCUUUAACCAGUACUCACACCUUUCUAGACAUCAAAGAAUUCAUUCUGGAGAGAAGCCCUACAUAUGUCAACAAUGUGGCAAAGCCUUUAACCAGUACUCACACCUUUCUAGACAUCAAAGAAUUCAUUCUGGAGAGAAACCCUACACAUGUCCACAAUGUGGCAAAGCCUUUAACCAACAAUCACACCUUUCUGAACAUCAAAGAAUUCAUUCUAGAGAGAAACCCUACAAAUGUCAACAAUGUGGCAAAGCCUUUCACCACUACUCGCACCUUUCUAGACAUCAAACAAUUCAUUCUGGAGAGUAACCCUAAAAAUGUCAACAAUGUGGCAAAGCCUUUAGUCUUAGUUCAAACCUUACUAAUCAUCAAAGAAUUAAUUCUGGAGCAAAACCCUACAAUUGUCAACAAUGUGGCAAAGUAUUUAACCAGUACUCAUGCCUUUCUAGACAUCAAAUAAUUCAUUCUGGAGAGAAACCCUAGAAAUGUUACGAAUGUGGCAAUGACCCUCACUAGUACUUCUGCCUUUGUGAACAUCAAAGAUUUCAUUCUUCAGAGAAACCCUACAUAUGUCAACAAUGUGGCAAAUUCUUUCACUAGUACUGAAACCUUUCUGUACAUGAAGUAAUUCAUUCUUGAGCCCAACUCUACAAAAUGCAAAGAGUGUGGCAAAGCCUUUAACCAAUACUCAGGCCUUUCAGUACAUAAAAGAAUUUAUUCUGGAGAGAAACCUUCUAAAUACAAUUAGUGAUUUCAAACCCUUUAUCUCAGGUUCAAACCUUCCCAUGCAAAAAAUAAAUCAUACUGGAGAUAUAUCCUUGAAAUAUGAAGAAUGUUGUAGUACCUUUAACUGGUGUUGAGAACUUGUGAAGCAUAAGAGAAUUCACACUCGUGAGAAAUCCCACAACUGGAAUAGGGUGGCAAUUCCUGUAACUAGAACUCAAACCUUACUACACAUAACAAAAUUCACAUUGGAGAGAAAUCUCACAGAUGUGAAUAAUGUGGUGAAGGUUUUUACUGGUCUUCAGCCCUUAGUAAACAUAAGAGAAAUCAUCCCAGAGAAAUAAUGUCACAAUAUGAAGAUGUGGCAAAGCCUAAUGCCAGUAGGCACAGUUUUCUGUACAUAAUAGAAUUCAUGUUGAAGAGAAACUCUACAAAUGUGAAGGAUGUGACAAAUGUUUAACUUGUGCUCAAACCAUUGUAUAAAUGAAAAUUUUAUAACACAAAAAUUAAUCCCUGACAAAUGUGAAGAAAGUUUUGAAUCCUAUAACCAGGAUUGAGUACAUUUCACACAUUUCAGUGCAUAACAGAAUAGAUAGAGAAAUUGUAUGUAUGUGAAAAAUGUGACAAUGUCUUUAAAUAUUUCUCAUGCUUUUCUAAUCACAAUUCAUAUGAACGAAAUACUCUACAAAUGUCAAUCAUGUCUCAAAGCCUUAAAUUUGUGUUUGUCCUGUUAGGUAGGGCUGAGGAGAGACAGAGUCAGAUGAUACUAGGAGAUCCUUUGUCCAUUAUAAGAGGAACAAAAUGAGCAGAGGGGUCUUUCACAAAAGACAAGCUGGCAUUUUAAGAAGGCUUCUGAUAAGGGAACUGAUGUUUGCUCUACAAAAAUGAGUCUUAGAGGUAGAGAGGCCACAAUGUCGAGAUACGGCCAAGGCCACAAAAAGGGAUGUUUGGAGUAUGAGUUCAAGUAAUGUGACUGUAAACUCAAGUGACAUAUUUUCAUUCACACACUACAAUUUACACCAGUGCUAUCGCACUACACAAAUACAAUGAUAAAUUCUGGAAAUUGCCUUACAGGGAUAGAAAAUGGAAAGACUCUCCUUUCUGGAAGUUUCUCCCCUUUCUAGAAAAAAUUAUAUUUACCCCCACACCACUUAACAUAGAAUUGGAAAAUCUAUGUAAAGGCAAAGCAUCUUACUAAACCCACAGUCUUCUCCACUUGAAAGAUGUGUUCGUUCUCUGGAGUGUACUGUUCUGUAAUAAACUUGGAUUUUUAGCAUACAUGUAUCUACUUAUCCUACUCAUUUGUUCCACUGUCUUGAUACCAGUAAUCAUACUUUGGCACCUGGAACAAAAAAAACAGGGAACAUAUACCUGACAUCUGGUCCCCAUAUGUGACAUUUUGGUGCCAAAAAUCUGGGAGGAAAAUAUACGUCUUCAGCAAGAUACGUUAAUAGAACAGUAAACAUUGUUUAUUCACUCUGCCUGCUCACAUUAGUUAUUACACCUACGAGUCUCACACUGUCUUUGCUUUCCAGGUAAUAUAGCUCCUUACCUACCCCAUCUUCAUCUCCACAAUGCACUUCAUCCCCCAGUUAGGUCUGAUAUUUAAAAGCUUAAAAAGGUGCCUCAGGCUCCACAAUCAGAAUGUUAAACCAUAUUUUUAAGGUCUUGAUAACCAGAGUGGGGACGAAGAGUCAGUGAGAGAAAGCCAGGCCAGCAGAGGUCCCAAGAGCAGAUGGAAGUUUUGAAAUGGUUGCCACCAUUAGGGAAGGCUGUCAGGGAAAGAGUUCCUCUAGAUGCUCAGGGAAGAAGACCCAGGUAUGAGCCCUUCCCUCACUAUGACUAUGCAUUCCUGGAGCAAGAAAUGGCUUAGGAAGGGGACUCUGCUGGGACCAUGCCCUGACUACUAGAGACAUGGAAUAGUAGUGACAUUGCCCUCUCCUGGAGAUGGAGAAUCACACUUGCCUUCCAGACCCGUGAAAUCCCUGAACCAGCCUUUACCAUCUGGAACUCUUUCAAUCUGAUGGACAAAUGACAGCUUCAGUACGAGGUCUACUUUCUGAUCAGCUGGGGUGGCUGAUUGUUGGGUAGAUGUUUCUGUCCCAUUAAACGAACUGAUGUUAAUAACAUUAUAGCCACUCCUCAGCUUUCCCUAGAUAUUCAGGGCCUCUAUUUUUCCCUCUCCUAUAUCUGUCCUAAGAACAGAAGGUAAGGCGUGGCACCUGUGGCUCAAGCGGCUAAGGCACCAGCAACAUACACCUGAGCUGGCGGGUUCAAAUCCAGACAGACCCACCAAACAACAAUGACGGCUGCAACCAAAAAAUAGCCGGGCGUUAUGGUGGGCGCUGGUAGUCCCAGCUACUUGGGAGGUGGAGGCAAGAGAAUCGCUUAAAUCCAAGAGUUUGAGGUUGCUGCGAACUGUGAUACCAUGGCACUCUACCCAGGGUGACACUUGAGACUGUCUCAAAAAAAAAAAAAAAAAAACAAAACAGAAGGUAAAAGAAAAUCCCAUUGUGUGCUCUAAAGUCCUGCUCACUGGCUGAUGAUGUUUCUGUUUAUCCCCUUUAGUGCUUUCCAACUGUCCUACCCCAUUGUUUGGAUGAAGUCUUAACUUUAGGUUUGAGACCUAAGUUCUUUAAAUCAACAGGCCUCCUUUUCCAGGCCUUUACAAAGAAAUGACUUAACUGGGAUAAAAUUUUCUUUCAAAAGAGGAAAAUUAAAGCAAGAAGGAAAUAGUAUAUAGUAAAGAGAUGUGAAGAAAAACUGAGUAUGAAGAAACAUGGGUGAUGAAGAACAUUAAGAGGAGAGAGAAUAAUUUUGUGUAGGACAAAACCUAGUAUAACAAUAUGUUGUAAAGUAAGUCAUGGUUUAAGAAGGAAAAUUUGGGACAAACAUAGGGCUUCAGUAUGUCAAAAGUAGUCCAUGAAAGGCAUAAUAUUUGCAAAGGUGAAUUUAUAAAAAUUUUGCAUGUGUGCAAGUUGGCCUGACUGAAAAGGGAAUCUCUAAGUAAAACAACGAAGUCUUCUUUUUGUUAACAGACUUUGUUUAAAGCCUCUUCAGACUAUUUGUGUAUUUUUUGAAACUGAUAAAUUACAUCGAGUAUUCCAUAUCAA
Nycticebus coucang (slow loris) is the source of this 5990-nucleotide messenger RNA. RefSeq names its product zinc finger protein 43-like. NCBI's taxonomy places the organism in Eukaryota, Metazoa, Chordata, Mammalia, Primates, Lorisidae. The transcript has 4 exons. Gene Ontology annotation, molecular function: RNA polymerase II cis-regulatory region sequence-specific DNA binding; DNA-binding transcription factor activity, RNA polymerase II-specific. The record is from RefSeq and is a predicted model, not a curated record. Bases 142 to 2463 code for a protein of 773 amino acids. Gene Ontology annotation, cellular component: nucleus. Gene Ontology annotation, biological process: regulation of transcription by RNA polymerase II.